AUGAAUCAUCUCAAACUCCUCCCUCUUGCAGGAACCAUUUCCUGCAUAAUUGCCAUCUUUUGCAUAUUUAUCACAGCUCUUGUCAAAGGUUUGGGUGACAUCACCAACGGUCCAGCACAGAAUUUAAAAGAUUACGUUCCUGUCUUGUAUGUGACGGCCUCGGCCAUCUUUUUGUUGUACACCUUGUUUUGGAAUCAGGGUUACACUACCUUCACGGAACACGAGGCCUUGCAACAAAGAUUCGAAAAGGAAGGGUAUCAAAAUGUUGACGGCCAUCAUGAUAAUGAUGGUGACCCAAAUCACAACAAGGGACCAUCUCUAACGCAAGUCAAGUAUGGAGGUCAAAACAAAAAGAUUCGAAAUGCGGAUCGAUUUGUAGGAAAUCUACAAGAGCAAAUGAUUCCUUUCCUGAUCAGCAUGUAUGCCUAUUCAACCUAUGUCAAUGCCAGGAGUGCCGCUCAAAUUGGUUGGGCGUGGCUCUUUUUUCGAUCCUAUUAUCCCUUUACAUUUACGAGGUUUCCUUUGCUAUUCGCGUCGACUCUUCCAGCCUAUGGAUGUGUAUGGUUUAUGCUGCUUCGUGCCGUCUAUGCCGCCACCACGACCACAUGA
Molecule: messenger RNA, 609 nt
Organism: Cylindrotheca closterium
Lineage: Eukaryota; Bacillariophyta; Bacillariophyceae; Bacillariales; Bacillariaceae
Source: the annotation of a GenBank genome assembly